This is a messenger RNA of Linnemannia hyalina, 1263 nucleotides long. NCBI's taxonomy places the organism in Eukaryota, Fungi, Mortierellomycota, Mortierellomycetes, Mortierellales, Mortierellaceae. The record is from the annotation of a GenBank genome assembly.
AUGUCUGCCGACAAAGACGUAAAAGACAUCGUUGCUCCCAUGGAGAACGCAACAAUCGCCACCGAACAGAAGGCCGAACAAAUUGUUGACCCUUGGAACGUCCAGGGAGCUGUGGUUGAUGGAAAGCAGAUGGGUAUCGACUAUGACCGUCUGAUCGAGUCCUUUGGAACCCGCCCCAUUGACGAGGCUGUCUUGCAGCGCAUGGAGACCUUGACUGGACGCAAGCCCCAUGUCCUCCUCCGUCGUGGCGUGUUCUUCUCCCACAGAGAACUGAACAGGAUCUUGGAUCGAUAUGAGCAAAAGAAGCCCUUCUACCUUUACACAGGACGUGGACCUUCCUCCGACAGCAUGCAUUUGGGACACAUGAUUCCCUUCUUGUUCUGCCAGUACCUCCAGGACGUCUUUGACUGCCCCUUGGUCAUCCAAUUGACCGACGACGAAAAGUUCUUGUUCAAGCCCAACCUCAAGUUGGAAGAGUGCAUUCGUUUCUCUCGCCAGAAUGCCAAGGACAUCAUUGCUUGCGGCUUCAAACCCGAUAAGACCUUCAUCUUUUCCAACCUCGAGCACGUCGGAGGUGCUUUCUACCACAACGUCGUCCGCAUCUCUCGCUGCAUCACCUACAGUCAGUCCAAGUCGACUUUUGGAUUCAAUGACAGCGAUAACGUCGGAAAGUCUCACUUUGUGUCGAUCCAGGCCGCCCCCUCGUUCUCGAACACCUUCCCUGCCAUCUUUGGCGAUCGUUCUGACAUUCCUUGCUUGAUCCCUUGCGCCAUUGACCAGGAUCCUUACUUCCGUUUGACGCGCGAUGUUGCCCACAAGCUCAAGUACCCCAAGCCUGCUUUGAUCCACGCUAAGUUCUUCCCCGCUCUUCAGGGACCCGGCACCAAGAUGAGUGCCUCGGUCGACAGCUCGGCCAUCUUCAUGACUGAUACACAGGCCCAAAUCAAGAACAAGAUCAACCGUCACGCCUUCUCUGGCGGCGGAGCCACUAUGGAGUUGCACAAGGAGCACGGCGGCAAGCCCGAGGAGGAUAUCCCUUUCCAGUACUUGUCGUUCUUCUUGGACGAUGAUGAGGAGAUUAGCAGGAUCGAGAAGGAGUACAGAGCGGGUAUUCUGUCGACUGGCGAUCUCAAGAAGCGCUGCAUUGAGGUCCUCCAAAAGUUUGUCAGCGAAUUCCAGACUCGCAAGGCUGCCGUUACGGAUGAGAUUUUGAACCACUACUUCACCCCUCGCUCGAUGGGCGUCGAUCUUUCUGCCAAGUAG